Molecule: messenger RNA, 2214 nt
Organism: Brassicogethes aeneus
Lineage: Eukaryota; Metazoa; Arthropoda; Insecta; Coleoptera; Nitidulidae
Source: the annotation of a GenBank genome assembly
AUGUAUAACCUAAAAUUACAUGUAAGCCUAAAUCACAAAGAACAAAACAAAGUUGAAAAGAAAGUUGAUACUGGCAUUAUAUAUCAUGUAAAAACGAUCCAAGUAUUAUGUAAAAACGAUAUGAAAAAAAAACCUGUCGAAAGCCCCAAAAAAUUCGCUUGUCCAUACUGUCCAGCUGUUAUGAAGCGAAGAUACAACUUACAAAAGCAUAUUUUCUUUGUACAUGAAAACAAACAAGAUAAAGCCAAGAAAAAGAUGGAAGUUUUAAAUUGCGGUGAAAAAUAUGAUUCUUGCCCCUACUGCCACAAGUUGAAAUGUCAUCUUGAAAACCACGUUUAUAAAAUGCACAAGGAACAAAACGAAAAAGAAAGGAAAGUAACAAUUAAGAUUAAUUAUUGCGAUAACUGUGAUUACAGUAAUCCAGACCAGACGGAAUUUCAACGGCACGUUAAGAAGUGUAAGAAGCCAUUGCCAUUAUGGCAAUGUCCGGAUUGUUCUUACAGAACUAACUCCAAGGAAAAACUUAAGCUACACGUUAAACUAAAUAGUAACAUUCAACUAACCUGUUCUUAUUGUCCCUUCACCUCAAAAUGUCGCCCCUCAUUUUGGAAACAUACGAAAAAACACAGUAAAUUCGAGGUGUGUCCUUACUGUGAACAUUCCACAUCCGACAAACACAACUUGCAGAGGCAUGUUUACAAUAACCACAAGCACCAAAACGAUGUCGAGAAUAAAGUUGAGAUUACCGACAGUGUUUUCAAGUGUACAUUUUGUGGUUACAGCACUAUGGACAAGUCUGGGUUUAGUGUACAUAUAUAUAAGGGGGCGUCUGCAUUUAUAUGCUGUGUGUUUGCCUUUGUGGUCUCUUCUGCAAUAGCACAAGUGCUGGCCAAAGAGGCAAGAGGCCUCCCUAGUUGUAAUAGUGAACUAGGGAUCUUUUCCUACUGGAAUACUAUAAAUGACCCCUUUGUUAACGUGAAUACCAAGAAUGAACUUUUCAACAUUAAAAUGAAAUAUCGUCAUGACGAUAUAUAUAUGUGCACACAACAAGACAAUCCUAUCUGUCCCUAUUGUGAUUUUCAAGUCCCUGAUAUGUAUAACCUUAAACUACACAUAAGCGUGAAUCAUAAAGCGAAAAAGAAAGUUGAUACUGGCAUUAAAUAUCACGUGAAAACAAUACAAGUAUUGCGCAAAAAUGAUAACAAAACGCUAAAAACUGACGAAAGCCCCAAGAAAGAAGGCAGUUGUCCAUACUGCCCAGUAAUUAUGAGGCAAAAGUUUUGCUUACAAAGGCAUGUAUAUUACAAACAUAGAGAAUUAAAUAAAGCCGAAAAAAAGUUUGAAUUUUCCAGUUCUUACUUGCAAAAUGUUUCAAACGAUGAAAAAUAUGAGUCUUGCCCCUACUGCAACAAGUUAAAAUGUCAUCUUCAAGAACACGUUUAUAAAAUGCCCAAGAAACAAAAUGAUGAAUAUGAGUCUUGCCCCUACUGCAACAAGUUAAAAUUUCAUCUUCAAGAACACGUUUAUAAAAUGCACAAGAAACAAAAUGAAAAGGAGAAAAAAGUCAAGAUUACGAUCAAAAUUAAUUAUUGCGAUAAUUGUGAUUACAGUCAUCCAGACCUUGCCGAAUUUCAGCAACAUGCUAAAAAAUGCAAGGAUUUGACAUUAUUUCGGUGUCCUGAUUGCUCAUACAGUACCAACUCCAUGGAACAACUAAAUUUACACGUUAAAUUCGUCACCUGUUCUUUCUGCCCCUUUACCUUUAAAUGUCACAGGUCAUUUUGGAGUCAUACUCAAAAACAUAAGAAAUUUGAGGUGAACAAAGGGCAUUUAUUGCUUUACUGUCCGGAUUGUACUUUCAGUACCAACUCAAAAGAACAACUUAAUUUACAUAUUAAUUACAUUACCUGUUCUUUUUGUCCCUUCACCUCUAAAUGUCGCCCUUCCUUUUUGAAUCAUAAGAGAAUACACAGUAAAUAUGCUUGUCCUUACUGUGGACAUUCGACCUCUAAUAAUCACAACUUGCAGAGCCAUGUUUACAACCAUCACAAACAACAAAACAAUGUUGAAAAUAAGGUUAAGAUUACCGGCAACGUUUUUAAGUGUAAAUUUUGUGCUUACAGUACUAUGGGUAAGACUGGGUUUAAAAGUCACAAGGAGGUGUGUAAAGAAAAACAUAGUGGUUUACUCUCAAAUCUAAUAAACAUAAGUUAG